Molecule: messenger RNA, 1021 nt
Organism: Manihot esculenta (cassava)
Lineage: Eukaryota; Viridiplantae; Streptophyta; Magnoliopsida; Malpighiales; Euphorbiaceae
Product: peptide methionine sulfoxide reductase A1
Exons: 2
Coding region: 35-820 (261 amino acids)
Molecular function (GO): peptide-methionine (S)-S-oxide reductase activity
Source: RefSeq, a predicted model, not a curated record
ACUGAACACGUCAUGAGAUCAGUUUCAAAAGAAAAUGAUCCACAAUCUAGCAACCUUCCCUUCCUCCACCGCCAGCUCACGGCUCCUCCUCAUCUCCUCCUCUAAUUCCAAACCCCUUCUAUCUCUACCCAAAAAGCUCCCAUUUUUUUCUUCUAAAUCUCUUGCUUCCCCUCAAAACUCUCGACCCAUCUCAUAUUACCGGCCCCCAAUGAACAUCCUCAACAAACUCGGUUUCGGCACUAGGUCCCCUGACCCAUCCACCAUGGAUCCCACAGUCCCUCAAGGCCCUGACGACGACUUGCCAGCCCCUGGACAACAGUUCGCUCAGUUUGGAGCUGGAUGCUUCUGGGGGGUUGAAUUGGUCUUCCAGAGAGUUCCUGGGGUUAUCAAAACUGAGGUGGGAUAUAGUCAGGGUUUAUUGCAUAAUCCAACCUAUGAGGAUGUUUGUACUGGAAUUACCAACCACAAUGAGGUUGUCAGAGUACAGUAUGAUCCCAAGGAGUGUAGCUAUGAGACUCUUCUUGAUGCUUUCUGGGCUAGGCAUGACCCUACUACCUUGAAUCGUCAGGGAAAUGAUGUGGGAACACAAUACAGAUCUGGAAUAUACUUUUACACAGCACAGCAGGAAAAAGCAGCACGCGAGAGCCUGGAACGACAACAGAAGAUCUUGAACCGGAAGAUAGUUACUGAAAUUUUACCUGCCAAGAAGUUUUACAGAGCUGAAGAAUAUCACCAGCAAUACCUUGAGAAAGGGGGCCGUUUCGGAUUUAAGCAAUCUGCUGAGAAAGGCUGCAAUGAUCCCAUCAGAUGCUAUGGCUAAAUUGCCUCUCUCAAAAAUUGCAAUUAUUGGCUUAAGUGAACAUUUGGAGACUAAGUAUGUAAAGCUUUUGUAUACAUUACUGGGAUAAGCAUGUUCUGCGAUAGUUUAUAUGUACUUGAGGAUUGUGCGUCUUACUAUUUGUGUAAAGCUUUCAGCCUGGUCAAGUUGGUUGGUAAAUAAUAAUAAACUCUUUUUUUUUUU